AUGCAUCAACCAAAGACGGAUCGAGGGGGCUUGAAGCGAAAUCCUCAUCUCAUUGCUCCAUCGGACACUGCGUCUGGAGUCCUCACUGAGGACUCCUCGGCCAGCGAGGUGGGACAGAAGAUCUCGGUGGCGGUCUUGGAGCCAAUGGACCGGGCACAGUGCCCCAUCGGGUCGCCCCGAGAGGAUCACACUGUCACAAUGUACUGGGCAGCCACCAUGGAUCAAUUCCCUAUCACGCGAACAGAAGAUGCUGCAGCUAGUCCGCUGAGCAGCAGAUCGUCUCAAUACUCAAUCACGUUUGGGGUCUCAAUGAGCAGCACCAUUAGUUCCUUUGUAACACAGUCUGGACGCCCAGCAGCCACCGGCAAUUCUCCUCCCCAGAUGGCCCAUGCGGUCCCUCUCCUCUGGACAGUCUCCCCUCCCCCGGGCGCUGCUCUCCGUCUUUAA
Penicillium oxalicum is the source of this 447-nucleotide messenger RNA. RefSeq lists its product as uncharacterized. The record is from RefSeq and is a predicted model, not a curated record. Lineage: Eukaryota; Fungi; Ascomycota; Eurotiomycetes; Eurotiales; Aspergillaceae. The transcript has 3 exons. Bases 1 to 447 code for a protein of 148 amino acids.